AUGAGAUUACAAUACCAGAAUUCAAACUUCGCAGCAGUUCAAUCUCUCUCCUUUGAUGACAUUGCCGACUUCUUCUCUCUUCCGCCGCUUCCACCCUUGAAAAUGUGCUGUGAAAAUGGUCUUGACCGAUGGCCUUAUCACAAGUUUUUAGCUGGGAAGAGCAUUGAAGAAAUUAAGAGGCAUGCAGCUGGAGUUAGAAGAAAGGAAAUCAGAGCUGUCAAAGGUUCAUUGGCAAAGCUCUCAACCCCCAAAACAAUGAACUACCCAAAUUACAAGUUGUCUCAGCGCUACACAACUUGCAACAAAAAGGAACAAAAAACAUACAAACUGGGCAGGCCCUGAAUUUUGGCCAAAUAAGCUUAAUGACAGGAAUGA
This is a messenger RNA of Durio zibethinus, 375 nucleotides long. Lineage: Eukaryota; Viridiplantae; Streptophyta; Magnoliopsida; Malvales; Malvaceae. The record is from RefSeq and is a predicted model, not a curated record.